Messenger RNA from Ornithorhynchus anatinus (platypus), 1699 nucleotides. It is a transcript of the gene MMP21, whose product is annotated as matrix metallopeptidase 21. Gene Ontology annotation, cellular component: extracellular matrix. The record is from RefSeq and is a predicted model, not a curated record. Gene Ontology annotation, biological process: proteolysis; collagen catabolic process; extracellular matrix organization. Gene Ontology annotation, molecular function: zinc ion binding; metalloendopeptidase activity. NCBI's taxonomy places the organism in Eukaryota, Metazoa, Chordata, Mammalia, Monotremata, Ornithorhynchidae.
AUGCCCGCCGGGCUCCGGCUCCCGCGGGCACCUCUGCUCUGCCUCCUGGCCGGCCGGUGGGCCCCGGCGGGCCGGGUCGGGGCGGCCCUGCUGCUCUGCUGGCUGGCCGCCCCCCCGGCCGGCCGCCCCGAGAAGCUGUUCCACAGGCGAGACCGCUCGGACCUGGAGGUGGCCGCCCUGCCCCGGGCCCCGCCCGUCGCCGACCUCCCUUCGGCCCAGGAAUUCCUGUCCAAAUACGGGUGGACCCGACGGUCCCCCUGGCCGGCCGCCCCCCCUCCAGCCGCCGCGGGCCCGGCCUUCGCCGAGGCCGUGCGCGGCUUCCAGAGGGUCAACGGCCUCCCGGCGACCGGCCGGCUCGACGAGGCCACCGUGGCCGCCAUGAACGGGCCGAGGUGCGGCGUCCCCGACGGCCCGGCCGGAGGACCGGCCCCGGCCGGGGCUCGCCCCCGGGCCUUCCCGCGGCGACGGCGGGGGGCCGGGCCCGGGCCGUCGGCCUUCUCGCGGAGGACCCUGAGGUGGCGGCUGGUGGGCGAGGGCUACAGCAGCCAGCUGUCCGUCGACGAGCAGAGGGCCGUCCUGCGCUCGGCCUUCCGCAUGUGGAGCGAGGUCACGCCGCUGCAGUUCCAGGAGGAGCUGGGGGCUCGGGCGGCCCCCGUGGACGUCCGGCUGGCCUUCGGCCGAGGCCGUCACCUGGGGUGCCCCCGGGCGUUUGACGGGAGCGGGCAGGAGUUCGCGCACGCCUGGCGCCUGGGCGACGUCCACUUCGACGACGACGAGCACUUCACGUCCCCCAGCAGCGACCGGGGCCUCAACCUCCUCCGAGUGGCGGUCCAUGAAAUCGGCCACGUGCUGGGGCUGCCCCACAUCCACCGGCCGGGAUCCAUCAUGCGGCCCAACUCCGUCCCCCGGGACCCAGGCUUCGAGCUGGACCCGGCCGACCGGAAGGCCAUUCAGAAGCUGUACGGUUCCUGCACGGGGCCGUUCGACGCCGUGUUCGACUGGAUCCGCACGGAGAGGAGCCCGUUCGGAGAGCGGCUGGUGCGGUUUAACACCUAUUUCUUCCGCGGCGGCUGGUACUGGCUGUACGAGAACCAGAAGAACAGGACGCGCUACGGAGACCCCAUCCCCGUGGUCACGGGCUGGCGGGGGCUCCCGGCCCGCGACCUCGACGCCUUUGUCCACGUCUGGUCCUGGGGGAGAGACGAGCGCUACUUCUUCAAAGGGGAUCGCUACUGGAGGUACGACAGCGACGGCGACCGGACGUACGCGGAAGACGAACGGGGCCGCGCGUAUCCCAGGCCCAUCUCCGAGCGGUUUCCGGGAAUCCCGAGUCCCCUCGACGCCGCCUUUUACGACCGGAGGAGUCAGUGGAUCUACUUCUUCAAGGGCGCGCUGGUGUUCGCCUUUGACGUCCAGGAGAACCGGGCGGUCAGCCCGUACCCCCAGAGGCUGGCCGUCGCCUUCCCCGCCGUCGCGCCGCCCAGCCACCCGGCCGGGCACCUGGACGCGGCCUACCACUCCUACGCCCACGGCGCCGUCUUCCUGCUCAAGGGCAGCCGGUACUGGCGGGUGGUCGGCGAUGCCGACAGGCGGCGGGACCCCGCCCUGCCCGUCAACGGACUCUUCCCCGCCGAGCCCGUCUCGGAGCGCUGGUUCGACAUCUGCGACGUCCACCCUUCCGCCCUGAACGGGAAAUAGG